AUGACCAACCCAAAUGGGCUCCUGUCCGCUUAUAAGGACCGAUACAGGGCGCUUAACUUUCAACUUCGGGAUAUGGCCGAGACCUGCAAGAAAAGUGCCAAUUUUGCAAAAAACUUCUCCGUCAAGAAAGUGCUUGAGCUCAUGCACAAAAUCCUGCUCGAGGCGACGCUCAAGGUGGAAGCAAUGAACCGCAUCCUCACCGAACCGCCACCACCUUUGAAGACAGAGAACGACAUUGUGAAGCAUUUAUCCUCAGGAUCAAACCCCAUUCCUACAUUCACAUUGGCAAUUAAUGCAGCCCAACACCGUUUGGAGGAAUUAGACAUCACAUCAGCAUGCCGAACGGCGGCCAAAUAUGAGGAAAUACUGGGCAGGCCCAAGGAAUAUGAAUCACUGGGCCGUAUCUACAAAACCCUAGCCCAUAUUCUUGACAACAUUACAACCGAAUGUCUUACAUUCAGCAAAGGAUGGAAGCCCAUCCGUCAAGGGCUUAGAGAAAAAUUCGCUGCAGAAAAAGGCCUACCUCUUCCGGAACCCCUCGAGGAUUAUAGUGACGUACUCUUGGCCAAGUGGAACGAGCUUCCAUUCAAAGUGGAAGCCUGUUUCGAAGGUCGUAGUAUGGAUAAAUCUACACUCUUAAUCGAUUUUGAUGUCUUCAAAAAGGUUGGAAAAGACUGGGUAAAACCACAAGUUCGAGGAGCAUCCCACAAGUCCCAGCUCCCAUCAGUCGAAGACCAUUUCAGAGAAAUUAUAGAUGAAACUCCUAUCCCGCCUCACUUAGAACGAUUGGGACAGAUGGGUUUACGAACGGAUGCGUCAAUCUUAUGGAAAGACUUUAAGCAGUUGGCCCGAUCAUCUCUGCGGAAUGAAAGUUUACGCAUUGCAUUCGCCGGGAUCGUGAAUCACGGUAAAUCAUCCGCCAUAAAUGCACUUCUCGGAAGAAUUGUCCUGCGAGCAGAUG
This is a messenger RNA of Acaulospora colombiana, 961 nucleotides long. NCBI's taxonomy places the organism in Eukaryota, Fungi, Glomeromycota, Glomeromycetes, Diversisporales, Acaulosporaceae. The record is from the annotation of a GenBank genome assembly.